This is a messenger RNA of Punctularia strigosozonata HHB-11173 SS5, 426 nucleotides long. RefSeq lists its product as uncharacterized. The coding region runs from base 1 to 426 and encodes 141 amino acids. NCBI's taxonomy places the organism in Eukaryota, Fungi, Basidiomycota, Agaricomycetes, Corticiales, Punctulariaceae. The transcript is spliced from 4 exons. The record is from RefSeq and is a predicted model, not a curated record.
AUGCGCCGAUUGCAGGGACGUGCGCAGGCUCGGAAAAGCCAUCAUAUAGUCUCGAGUUCGGGCGAUGCGCCGCAGACUCAUCCCAGCUUGGCCGGCGAAGGCGUAACAUCCGCAAAGAAAGUGGGUCUGCGGUACCGGGAUGUAUUUGUAUGCGCCAACGCGGUGGACCCCGCGAAACUCUUACGAGCUACCAGGGACAGGUUGCUGGAAAUGGCGGAGAGUAUCGGAGCGAAUGCCCUUGUAGACGAAAGGUGGGAAAUGACCGUCUGUGGGCCGAAGCAUAGGAACGACGGCAGCUUUCGAGUAUACGUGGAGUACUCUGCAAAGGCUGCACGCGCCGCUAUUCCAGACCCUCGCAAACCUGUCGCGCUUCAGAAUGCGAAGGGUGUCCCUGGCCUCAUGACCAUCACCCACAGGGACGAAUAA